AGAUGUGAAAAACUAGCCGUGACCGCGACAUGUACGCAAUAAGCCGUGUUCGCCCGCACGCGGUGAAUAAAACCAGCUGUGACCGCACCCAAGCGGUGUGCAAAGGAAGCCACCGAAGUGACGAGGCCCCGCCGUGGGAGAACAGGACCCAAAGAAGGGACACAAGGAUCCGACAUGGACAACCCAAGGACGAGCGACGCACAGCCUCUAGAGGCAGAGGAUGGCACGGAGGGGCAUCCUAGGGGUGCGUCGCCGCCCAGCUCAAGGCAACCACGGUCCACGACCAGCCAACCACAAGCAAAACACCACUCCCCGACCCCGCAAGCAGAACCGGGCAACACCACGCAGCAUGGACCAUCAACAGGAGAACCCAAACGGCCCGAUCCCGGACACCAGCUGGGACGACGGGUGGCACGCCAGACUGCAGGAGUGGGACGCGCAGGAGGAGGCGGCAGCCCCGGAAAGAGGGGAGAAUCCCGAUUGGCAGCCGCUGGACCACGCACCAAUGAAGUGGCUAUCGCCAGUUCCCACCGACCACAACGCCCCGAACCCGGAACCGACGAGCUGCACGGCCCGAGAGGCCGAACCAGGAAACCCGAGCCAACCAAAGGAGGACAGCGACCUGUCAUUGGGCUUGGAAGAGGCAGAGGCGGGCGGACUGCUCACAGCGUUCGAGGAGAUGCCCGAGCUAAACGCGCUGCAGGAGGAGCAGGAAUGGCCAAUCGCCCCAGUCGCCUGGCGGGUAAGCACGCCUGACCGCCGCAUCCCGCAAAGCCUGCUGGAAGGCGCCAGCGCUCAGGCAAACGCGGCGCGGCCCGGGCGCAGCCGGAUCCGCAGCCUAGAACACCACGACGGCCAACGCUUCCGCGUAUGCAUCAGCGGAAAUUUGGUGCGCAUUUCACCGCGCCCCACCCCGAAGUAGGAAGGGAGUGUGAAGGCGUAAGCCUCCACAACACUGACCACGACACCAUCCCCUGAAGGGACCGCCCCGACGACUUGUUAUCUAAUUUCAUUAUUAUUCACUAUUAUCCGAUUUUAUUACUUCUAUUUUUAUUAGUAUUACCAAGACAAACAACAAUGAAUCCUUAUUUUCACCCAUUAAAGUAAGAAAUAGGCUAAGAAACCCCAAAACAGUAGGCCUUUUUACUUAUUAGAACUAAGAGAACCAACCCGAAAGAGAUACGCUCGUACGCCCACGCAGCCAAAGCAAGGAAGAGAACGGCUAUACGCAGACGAAAAGAGACAACAUGAAAGAGAACGAAGCGGCAGAGAAGCCGCCGAUCGGUAUUACGCCCACGCAGCCGAGGAAAAGAGCCGACGGCGAAGCAGGCAAUACACACCCGCAGCCAUACACCCACGCAGCCGAGACCGGCAGCCGAAGGCGGCGCAACAGCGAAGCGGCAGAGAAGCUCCGAAAAAGAAAUAGCCAAAAUAGAUGUGAAAAACUAGCCGUGACCGCGCCGUGUACGCAAUAAGCCGUGUUCGCCCGCACGCGGUGAAUAAAACCAGCUGUGACCGCACCCAAGCGGUGUGCAAAGGAAGCCACCGAAGUGACGAGGACCCGCCGUGGGAGAACAGGACCCAAAGAAGGGACACAAGGGUGAGCCACCUCACGUAUGUGCGCUCUGGGGGGGAUAGAUCGGUGCAGUAGGCAGGUGUAAGCAGAACAUUCCCGCAGUUUCUUUACAUAUCUAUGCCCACAUGUUGUUUAUGAUAUUUUUUUUUGGCGUUUAUUUCCCCGCUGCAGGCGCGGGAUUUUAAGUAGGGAAAUGAUCCGAAAACAAUAAAGACACCAGCCUCAACCCAA
Messenger RNA from Drosophila miranda, 1807 nucleotides. RefSeq lists its product as uncharacterized. The transcript has 2 exons. Bases 221 to 922 code for a protein of 233 amino acids. Lineage: Eukaryota; Metazoa; Arthropoda; Insecta; Diptera; Drosophilidae. The record is from RefSeq and is a predicted model, not a curated record.